Betta splendens (Siamese fighting fish) is the source of this 894-nucleotide messenger RNA. It is a transcript of the gene gins1, whose product is annotated as GINS complex subunit 1 (Psf1 homolog). Gene Ontology annotation, biological process: DNA replication; DNA strand elongation involved in mitotic DNA replication. The record is from RefSeq and is a predicted model, not a curated record. The coding region runs from base 248 to 835 and encodes 195 amino acids. Lineage: Eukaryota; Metazoa; Chordata; Actinopteri; Anabantiformes; Osphronemidae. The transcript is spliced from 7 exons. Gene Ontology annotation, cellular component: GINS complex.
UUUAACCUCACAUUCCUGUAGUUCUUCACAAACUGUGAGUGUUUCCAGAAUUUCUACAUGACGAGAAAUGAUGACUUUACUAUAAAAACAAUAAGCGUUACGCUACACAGACACAAUCCAGGUGCUUUUCUCAGCUGCAGCUUCCAGGUCAACCAGUCCAACCAGUUGACUGGAGCAGCUCAGCCUCAGCUGGUUCCAUGUGGGACAUUUACACUUGGAGGACGGACUGAGACAGGUCCUGCAGGAGAUGGAGGCUCUGUACGACCAGAACCAGGCUGAUGUCAACGAGGCCAAGAGCGAAGGUCGAGCCGAGCUGAUUCCCUCCAUCAAAGUGCGCCACUGCUGCCUGCUCAGAGACCAGCGCUGCGUCACCGCCUACCUUUACGACCGUUUGCUGAGGAUCCGAGCUCUGCGGUGGGAGUACGGCAGUGUGCUGCCUGCGAAUGUUCGCUUCCACAUGUGCGCGGAGGAGAAUUUUAGGAUGACCAUUGUUGUACUGUCUCAGCUGCAGUGGUUCAGUCAGUACAAAAAGUCUCUGGCAUCGUUCAUGCGAUCUUUGGGUGGAGGAGAAGGUCUGGACAUCACUCAGGACAUGAAGCCUCCAAAGAGUCUUUAUAUCGAGGUGAGGUGUUUAAAGGACCAUGGAGAGUUUGAGAUUGACGAUGGAACAGUGAUUCUGCUGAAGAAGAACAGUCAGGUCGUCUUAGGAGUGGCCUGGGACAUUUUGUCAUGUGUGUGUGUGAUGUCCGUCUCCCUCUGUCCUCAGCACUUCCUACCGCGCUGGAAAUGUGAGCAGCUGAUCCGUCAGGGUGUCCUGGAGCACGUUGUGUCCUGAGGAACUGAAACCUGAUGAAUGUCUGAAUAAAGUCAUGUUUUCUUAAUCACUAGUAAAAA